Acanthosepion pharaonis is the source of this 1974-nucleotide messenger RNA. The record is from the annotation of a GenBank genome assembly. NCBI's taxonomy places the organism in Eukaryota, Metazoa, Mollusca, Cephalopoda, Sepiida, Sepiidae.
AUGCCAAAGAAAACCCCCUACUCUUUCACACAACCGAGUCCAGUUGAACAAGAUCUCGUAGGCCGCCCAACCGGACAAUCUUUCAGUAACACCGAGCUCACAGCCGUCACCGUCGACGUGGAGAGGUCAGCAGACCUGGUGAAGCGGCGGUUAAAACCCAGUGUCCACUUUCUAAAAAGCAGCAGACCGAAAUUCCUCUUUUUCUCAAUCUAUCUUCUUCAGUCAGUUCCCUUUUUCUUCGUCUUCUUUUUCUUCUCCUCCUUCUUCACCUUCUUCUUCUUCUAUUCCUAUUUUUCUUCAAUCUCUCUUCUUGAGACAGUUCCCUUUUUCUUUUUCUUCUUCUUCGUUUUCACUUCCUCUUUUUCUUUUUCUUCAAUCUAUCUUCUUCAUUCAGUUCCCUUCUCUUCUUUUUCUUCUCCCUAUUCUUCUCCUUCUUUUUCUUCUUUUUCUUUUAUUAUUAUUAUUUCCCUGCCGUAUUCUUUUUUUCUUCUUCUAAAUCCUGAUUAUUAUUAUUUUCUCUUUUCCGUUCAUUAUAUUUUUUAUUGUCAGUUCCCUUCUUCUUCCAUCUAUCUUCUUCAAUCAGUUCCUUUCUUCUUCUUCUUCUUCUUCUUCUUCUUCUUCUUCUUCUUCUUCUUCAUCAAUCUAUCUUCUUCAGUCAGUUCCAUUUUUCUUCUUUUUCUUCAGUCAUUAUCAUUCUUCUUCAGUCAGUUUCCUUCUUUUUUCUUCAAUCUGUCGCCUCUAAUUUCCUUCUACUUCAUUUUUUCUUCAAUCUAUCUUAUUCAGUCAAUUCUCUUUUUCUUCUUCAUUUCCUUCUUCUUCUUCACUCACUAUAAUUCUUCUUCUUCGAUCAGUUUCCUUCCUUUUUCUUUAAACUUCAGCUCACUUUUUCCAUUUUUUUUCUUCUUCAGUCACUGUCCGUUCUUUUUCUUUAAUCUUUCGUCUUCAUUUUCUUUCUUCUUAUUCUUGUUAUUUUUCAUUCUUCUUCUAUCAGUUUACUACUUCUUUUUCUUCUUCGGUCAAUUACCGUAUUCUUUACUUCUUUUCACUUCUUCUUCACUUACUUUUCUUCUUCUUCUUCUUCUUCUUCUUCUUCUUCUUCUUCUUCUUCUUCUUCUUCUUCAGUCCACUUCAUUCUUCUGCCUUUUCUUCCGUCAGUUUCACCCUGCGCCUCCUUUUUCUUCUUUAUUUUCUUCUUCUGUAAUCACUUUUUCUUUGCCUCUUUCAUUUUCUUCCAAUUCCCCUUUCUUUAUCACUCAUUCUUUUUCAUUCUUCUUUUCGUCCUAUCGAUUUAUCUCUUUCCUGUUCUCUUUCUUCUUCCACUUUCACUGUGAUCACUUCUUUUCAUUUACCCCCACUUUUCUCUCCACCAACUACAUCACCCCGCCUUCAUCUCUACACACUUUCUUCUCUACCUCUUCCCUCUUCUCACAACAGGACCUGACAUGUUAUUUUGGUGUUUUCCACUUUAUUUUCGUUCACUCUCGGAGCAAUCAUGUAUUUUUCUUUCUUUUUUUUUUCUUAAUUUAUAUCAUUCGAUCUGUUCAUAUCUUAUUCUGUUCAAAUCAAUCUCUCUUUAUCUAUCUAUCUAUCUAUCUCAUUCUCUCUCUAUAUAUCUGUCUGCCUCUCUUAGUUUGCUCAUAUCUAUCUAUCUAUCUAUCUAUCUAUCUAUAUGAGACUUUUCAUAUCUAUCUAUCUAUCUAUCUAUCUAUCUAUCUAUCUAUCUCAACCUUUCAUAUCUAUCUAUCUAUCUAUCUAUCUAUCUAUCUAUCUAUCUAUCUAUCUCAAUCUUUUCAUAUCUAUCUUAGUCUGUUCACAUCUAUCUAUCUAUCUAUCUAUCUAUCUAUCUAUCUAUCUAUCUAUUUCAGGAUGCCAAUAUCUAUGUUUCCUUUUCUCUCUAUUGUUUAUUUUAACGCUUCAUUUAUUUUACUAGCCUGUCAGUGUUAUGGAAUUCGCUCUGGUUUCUCCACCUUCUGA